UUAUGUAACUCUGUGAUUAUUGUAUUUUAAACGACGAACGAGCGGAGAGAACUCCCACUCCCAUCAUCCAUUGCGUCGAUUCGCGUGCGUUAGCUGUCUGCUGUGUUGAUGAGCUAGCAGGCAAGCCAAAAUGAAGCUUUUAGAACGCUAAGAAGAAUACAAUCACACCGUUUUUGCUCUGCCGCUGCCCUGCGAAAUUUAUAGAAUUGCUAAAAUUAGACCAACGUUGACUAGCCAGCACAGUUUCAUUUCCUCCUGUGGGACAUCUCUUCUUUCUUUGCCUGGAAGAGAAAAUCGUUCGACCUUCCCGAAAUGUGCUGACGAGUGUGUUGGACAGCAGCAGAAGAUGAAGUUGGGAGGCAGGACGAGACUAAUGGACAUAGCUGCGGUCUCCUGCCUGCUGACGUUGUUUAUAAACGUCAGUGCCUUCAAAAGUCGACUCUUCACCAGACAUAAAGGCUCGUAUCACUCCUUUGACAGCACCAUCAACUAUGAAACUUUUUACUUUGACCAAAAGAUUGAUCACUUUGGCUUCCUAGAAGACGGCACUUUCAAACAGCGCUACCUUGUGGCCGACAAGCAGUGGCGUCAGCCGGCGGGGCCCAUUCUGUUUUACACGGGCAAUGAAGGCGACAUCGCCUGGUUCUGCAACAACACGGGCUUCAUGUGGGACGUGGCCGGGGAGCUAGGUGCCAUGCUGGUGUUUGCAGAACAUCGUUACUACGGGGAAUCCAUGCCGUUCGGACCCGACUCUUACAGUGACAGCAAACACCUGAACUACCUGACCUCAGAACAGGCCCUGGCAGAUUUCGCUGUACUGAUCCAGAAUCUGAAGCUCACCCGACCUGGAGCCCAGCACAGCCCAGUCAUCGCCAUCGGAGGUUCUUAUGGAGGGAUGCUGGCCGCCUGGUUCAGGAUGAAAUAUCCUCACAUGGUGGUCGGCGCUCUGGCCUCCUCGGCACCAAUAUGGCAGUUCACUGGCCUGGUGCCGUGUGGCGACUUCUACAAAAUAGUCACGCAGGACUUUGCUAAAAGUGGCCCCAACUGCCACACAAACAUCCGAGCAUCGUGGAAGGCCAUCAGUAAUCUCACCUCCACCGCGUUGGGUCGCCAGUGGCUGUCGGAGGAGUUUGGCUUGUGCGUGCCGCUGAAGAGCGAGAAGGACGCCGCCGACUUCAAGAGUUGGCUGCAGGAGACGUGGGUCAACUUGGCCAUGGUGGACUAUCCUUAUGAAGCCAACUUCCUCCAGCCGCUGCCCCGCUGGCCCAUCCAGGCGGUGUGCAAGCAUCUGUCCUUCGGUUCCUCCGUGUCCGACUACCAGCUGCUGCACGGCGUCUCCCAAGCGGCCAAGGUCUACUACAACUACACAGGAAGCUCCUCCUGCCUCAACACCUCCCAGACUGCAACCGGCAGCCUGGGCUUCCUGGGCUGGAACUACCAGGUGUCUGGCGUACACUGCAGAACACCGCUGGCGUCCAUCUUGGCUAAGAACCCGUGUCCUCCUCCGCAGGCCUGCACCGAGAUGGUGAUGCCCAUGUGCGCAGACGGAGUCCAGGACAUGUUUGAGCCUGAGGAGUGGAACUUCCAGGCGUUCUCUGACCAGUGCAACGCCAUGUUUGGCGUCCGGCCUCGAGCUGAGUGGGCUGGCAGCGUUUAUGGAGGGAAGAACAUCGCUUCGUUUAGCAACAUCAUCUUCAGCAAUGGAGGUCUGGACCCGUGGUCUUCCGGUGGCGUGAUGUACAAUGUGUCCGACUCUCUGGUGUCCAUCAUGAUUCCUGACGGCGCUCAUCACCUGGACCUGCGCUACAGCAACGACCUCGACCCGCCUUCCGUACGCGCGGCCCGCGUGUUGGAGUUGAGAUAUUUUUGGAAGUGGAUCCAAGAGGCUGCUAAAGCACGCCAAACUACGUCAACCUCCGGGUAAACGCUGCUUUUUUACAACUGCCAAUUGAAACUUUCAUUAAACUAAAGUCAGUUUUAUGAAGUGAUGUUCAUUUGAGGUCAAAUCAUUAACAUUUAUCAUUGCAAAAAAACCCACAAUCAAAGCCGCUUCAGGUUGGUACACCUUACUUUGC
This is a messenger RNA of Dunckerocampus dactyliophorus (ringed pipefish), 2075 nucleotides long. RefSeq names its product prolylcarboxypeptidase (angiotensinase C) (gene prcp). The coding region runs from base 347 to 1924 and encodes 525 amino acids. Gene Ontology annotation, molecular function: dipeptidyl-peptidase activity; serine-type exopeptidase activity. The transcript has 8 exons. NCBI's taxonomy places the organism in Eukaryota, Metazoa, Chordata, Actinopteri, Syngnathiformes, Syngnathidae. Gene Ontology annotation, biological process: negative regulation of systemic arterial blood pressure; regulation of blood vessel endothelial cell migration; angiogenesis involved in wound healing. The record is from RefSeq and is a predicted model, not a curated record.